AUGGGUUUAGCAGUUUCAAAAGAGGCUUCUUCGCCUACCGAAGCCGAAAGUGUUAUUUCAUCGAAAUUACAUGGGAGACAGGCCAGUAUCAGGCAAAGUACAAUCAAAGCCAAAGCAAAACAACCUAUGCCAGACCCUCACGAACUGGAAUUACGAUUUACGAAAGUUUUGGCUUCCAUGGAUUUACCUCCAGACAAAGCGAAACUCCUAAAAAGUUACGAUUACGAAAAGAAAUGGGAUAUUAUCUGUGAUCAGGAAAUGGUUCAAGCAAAGGACCCUCCUUCCUAUUAUUUAAAUAAAUUACGCACAUAUCUGGAUCCUAAGGCAUCUAGGAGUCAUAGGAAACGAAAAAUGGUUUUAGAAUCAACAUCCACACAAGUUCUUAGGGAUUUAGAAAUAUCAUUACGUACAAAUCAUAUAGAGUGGGUUAGGGAAUUUUUGAGCGAGGAAAAUCUCGGUCUGGACGUACUAAUAGACUAUCUGAGCUUUCGUCUCGAGAUGAUGAGACACGAGCAGAGGAUAGCAGAAUCUCGAACCACUUCUGAGGAAAAACUAGCGCCCAGCUCCAUCUCCAACACCAAUAACCAGUCGGAGAAAACUAACGGGUACAUCAGGAUGCCCAUAGAGAUCACAGAUAGCCCUGGCCUGAAAAGGAGAUCGAAACACGUGGCAAAAUUGAACAUGGGCGACUCCAAAGACGACAUACACGUGUGCAUCAUGUGUAUGAGGGCUAUAAUGAACAAUAAGUAUGGCUUCAACAUGGUCAUUCAACAUCGUGAGGCGAUAAAUUGCAUAUCGCUCAGCCUCAUCCACAAAAGUUUGCGAACUAAAGCGCUAGUUCUGGAGCUGCUGGCUGCCAUUUGUCUGGUCAAAGGUGGCCACGAGAUCAUCCUGUCGGCUUUCGACAAUUUCAAAGAAGUUUGCCACGAAAGGUACAGGUUUGAGACGCUCAUGGGUCAAUUUCUCAACUACGAAGUCUUCCACAUAGAAUUCAUGGUGGCCUGUAUGCAGUUUGUAAAUAUAAUUGUACAUUCGGUGGAAGAUAUGAAUUUCAGGGUGCACUUGCAGUACGAGUUUACUGCGCGAGGUUUAGAUAAUUAUUUGGAGAAAUUGAGGUUUACUGAAAGUGAAGAGUUACAAGUACAAAUAUCAGCAUAUUUGGAUAACGUUUUCGAUGUGGCUGCUCUCAUGGAAGAUAGUGAAACCAAAACUGCCGCUCUGGAAAAAGUUUCGGAGUUAGAAGAUGAAGUUGCACAGUUGCACGAGAGGCUGCAAGACAUCGAGCACCAAGCCCUGGAGAAGAUCGCGUGUCUGGAGACGGCGCUGAUCCAGGAGCGGCAGGAGAAGGACGAGCUGCUGGAGGUGAAGAAGCAGGCCGACGAGGAGGUUUCCACGUUGAGGAGGGUCGUGCAGAGGCACGAGCAGGAGUCGAGGAACCGGCAGUCGAUGUUCGAGUCCAAGAUGGCGGAGAUGGAGGGUGGUGGGAGCAUGCCCAGAGGAUCGUCAAUGCCCGGCAUAUCCGAUUUCGCCGACCACCCGCCUUUGCCGCCGCCGCCGACCGCUCAGCCCGCCCCGCCCGCCCUCUCGCCUCCGCCGCCCGCUCCGGCCGCCCCACCGCCGCCGCCGUGCCCGCCCCCGCCACCUCUCAAGCCCUCCGCCGGGGUGCCGCCCCCGCCGGCCGGCUUCAUGCAGGCGCCUGACGGGGCGAUGACCAUCAAGAGGAAGGUGCAAACGAAGUACAAGCUGCCUACUGUCAAUUGGGUGGCGCUGAAGCCGAAUCAGGUGCGCGGCACCGUUUUCAACGAGCUGGACGAUGACAAGUUGCACGGGUGCAUAGAUUUCAACGAUUUCGAGGAGAGAUUCAAGAUAGGUAGCACAAAUAUCAUGUCGAAUGGCGUUAGUGAGACUGACGGACUACAAACUUUCCCUAGCAAAAGGGGAAAGAAACCAGAAAAUGUCACUUUAUUAGAACACACUAGGUUGAGAAAUAUAGCAAUUUCACGUAGAAAAUUAGAAAUGGCGCCCGACAAAGUGAUAAACGCGAUAAACAUGUUGGACCUGAAACAGCUGUCAUUAGAGAACGUCGAAUUGCUCCAGAGGAUGGUGCCUACCGAACAAGAGUCCAAGGCUUACAGGGAAUACAUUAUCGAAAAGAAGAACGUUAAUCUUCUAACAGAAGAAGACAAAUUCCUCUUGCAGCUGACCAAAGUCGAGAGGAUAUCGGCCAAACUGUCUAUAAUGAGUUAUAUCGGAAACUUUUUCGAUAGCUUACAUCUAGUAACGCCACAAGUUCAUGCGAUUAUUUCCGGAUCGAACUCGGUGAAGAACUCCAAGAAACUGAGAUCCGUGUUGGAGGUCGUUCUGGCUUUCGGGAACUACUUGAACAGCAGCAAACGCGGUCCCGCCUACGGCUUCAAAUUGCAAUCACUCGACACGCUGCUGGAUACCAAAUCGACCGAUAAACGGUUGUGCCUGCUCCAUUACAUCGUCGCCACGAUAAGGCAGAAGUUCCCCGAGCUGCUUAACUUCGAUUCGGAGUUGCAUUAUAUCGAUAAAGCCGCUGUGGUGUCUCUGGAGAACAUAAAUACGGACGUCUCCGAACUGGAAAAGGGCAUGGAGGCGGUGCGCAAGGAGGCGGAGAUCCGCGGCAGGGGCGCGCACGCGCUGGUGCUCAGGGACUUCCUGCAGAACGCCGAGGACAAGCUCAGGCGGCUCAGGGCCGACGCCAAGAUGGCACAGGAGGCGUUCAGGGAGUGCGUGGAGUUUUUUGCUGAGUCGCCGCGCACGACCGACGCGAAUGCGUUUUUCUCCCUGUUGGUGCGAUUCGUGAAAGCUUUCAAGACAUCAGAUCAAGAGAAUGAACAAAGGAGAAGGCUAGAACUGGCCGCUCUGAACGCCAACAAUAAAAAUAAAGAAGACGUGGCGAAAAAGAAUAAAAUCAACCAGAAAAAACAGCAGGAUGCUGUGAUAAACGAACUUAAAACAAAAACGAGAAUGGUUCAGGAAAAGAAAUUGCUGCAGCAAGACGAGGUUUAUAAUGGGGCAUUAGAGGACAUUCUGUUGGGGCUGAAAAGCGAGCCCUACCGUAGGGCGGACGCUGUUCGCCGAAGUCAAAGGAGGCGGAUAGAUAACAACAGGCUGUCGAAAACUUUGGAGGAGAUGGAGGUGUGA
Molecule: messenger RNA, 3171 nt
Organism: Phaedon cochleariae (mustard beetle)
Lineage: Eukaryota; Metazoa; Arthropoda; Insecta; Coleoptera; Chrysomelidae
Source: the annotation of a GenBank genome assembly